Messenger RNA from Jaculus jaculus (lesser Egyptian jerboa), 2471 nucleotides. RefSeq names its product homologous recombination factor with OB-fold (gene Hrob). Gene Ontology annotation, biological process: recombinational repair. Bases 101 to 2032 code for a protein of 643 amino acids. The transcript is spliced from 10 exons. NCBI's taxonomy places the organism in Eukaryota, Metazoa, Chordata, Mammalia, Rodentia, Dipodidae. The record is from RefSeq and is a predicted model, not a curated record.
CCAGCUCUCGGAGUGCCACUGUCCACAGUCCCACCCCUACGUCUGGGUCCACUUCGAGGCGACCCCUGGAGUGAGCGGGCCGGAGCCCACUGCAGCGGUCAUGGCAUGCAAUUUUCAGAAGCUGUUUUCUGUGGAAGAGGAGUUUGAGGAUGAGGAUUUCUUGUCUGCUGUGGAGGACGUAGAGAACCACUUUGCUGGUGCACUGCCUGAGAGUGCAGGGCAUCUGAGACCUGUCCAUUCCUGGCCACAGGAGCCUCUGCAGGCACAGUCCUCAAGAGCACUGCUGUUGCGCUCCACCUCUCCUUCGGAGGCUUUGAGCCCACCUGCCCAGAGACCCUGCCUUCCUUCCCCCAGCACGCCCCAGGCCAUCAGAGAUCCACUUUCCAUGGGAACAGCCCCCCUAAGGCCUAUUUCAACUCCCAGCAACUGGGCUGGCAAUCAGAGAAGGGUAACAGUGGCAGGAGGGCUCCAAGAGCCAGCAGGACCUCAGUGCUCAGCCCUACACCCUGCACUCACCUUUGAGGAGCCUGAGCAAGGUGAAUUUGAUAAGGCCCUGGCAAGCAUGGAGCUGGAAUGUGGAGUUAACUGUGAGGCCGCCCAAACCCUGCCUGCUCAGCAUCAAGGGGACCCCGUAUCGGCAAAAAAGGCUCGGGUAGCUGAUCUGAGUGGAUCUUUCCAGAAGGGAUACAUGUCCACUCCCCACAUAGCAGAUGUCACAUCAAGGCAGGGUACGCCUCUAGAACCUGUUGUCCAUUGUAGGACUCCAUGGCCCUGCUUGAGACCUGGUGCUGCAGGCUGCCUUUCUGUCUCAGCUGCCUCUGCAGUUCCUAUUCAGCAAAUCAACUGGGAAAGCUGUCCCAAAGACACUCCUCUUUUAACACCUCAGCUUCUUCAAGCUGCUGGAGGGCCAAUUCAGAGCAGCCCGCAUGAUCGUUUACCUGGUCAGACAUUUCAGUCUUCUCCUGCCUGGUUAAGUAGCCAACCUCGUUUUCCUGGACCUCGAACUCCUAACUCCAGCUCUGCAGUAUUUCCUCGGGGAUCCUUGCCAUCCCGAGCCCCAGCGUCUUCUGUUGCAUCUCCCAUCUGCACCCCCAAAGGUUCUCAUUCCUCCCUGGUUCCUCAUGCAUCUCCACAGACACCAGUAGUCACCAAUCAUUUGGUACAACUGGUCACUGCUGCCAGCCGGACACCCCAGCAGCCUACCCGACCCUCCAUCCAAGCCAAAACCCGCCGCUUCCCUGGCCCAGCAGGGCUCCUGCCUCACCAGCACAGUGGCAAGAAUCUGGAGGAGAUCAUGGUGUCCACCCCCCAGACUCCGACUCAUGGUGCUCUGGCCAAAUUCCGCACACAGUGCCAGAUUGUUCCUAGUUCCCAGGUAUCAGUGGAAGAGGACUUUGGGCGGGGGCCCUGGCUAGCCAUGAAAUCUGCUCUGGGCCUGGAUGAGAGAGACCACACCUGCUUCCUCUAUACCUACAGCAUUGUUAUGGUGUUGCGGAAGGCAGCCCUGAAACAGCUCCCCAGGAACAAGGUCCCCAAAAUGGCAGUGAUGAUCAAGUCCCUGACUCGGAGCACAAUGGAUGCCAGUGUGGUUUUUAAGGACCCCACAGGAGAGAUGCUGGGAACAGUGCACAGGGUGCUGCUGGAGACACGCCAGAAUGAACUGAAGCCUGGCUCGGUGCUGCUACUGAAGCAGAUUGGAGUGUUUUCUCCUUCACUGAGAAACCACUACCUCAACGUGACACCCAACAAUCUAGUCCAUAUUUAUGGUCCAGAUUCUGGGGAUGGGAACUUCCUCAAGCCAUCUCAGCCCUCACCCAAGGAUCCAGGAAGCUUCCCUGACAGCCUCCAGCCUGAUGUGGCCACACAGCCUGCACAAGGACUCAGAACAGUGCAGACCCCAGAAGCAGGAGCAUCCCCCGAGGAAGAGCACCUAGAGACAGAUGACCUGGAUGGACUUCUGAGUGAGCUCCCUGAGGACUUCUUCUGUGGGCCCAGCAGUUGGGACUGCCUCAAGGCAGGGCACCCACCAUGAGCCCACAGCCUCUCUACUCCCAGGCAAGGAUGUAGUUGUACCUGGUCAUAACCAAGGGAGAAGAGGCCAGCGCAGGGUCUCUGACACUUCCACAUGGCCACUUUCCUACUCCAGAAUGACUGUGUGCUGCUGUGGCUUGGUGACCUCCUUUGGCAUGUACGUUCCAGAAAUCUACCAGGCUAGCUCUUCAACCUCUCUGUCCUCAGAGCCUUGUGCUAUAUCAUUUAUUCUCCAGCCAACAGGAAAUGUGUGACACUCCCACCUCAGCCUAAUGUCAGAGGAUGUUGGCCUGGCUUCCUAGUCCCUCUAUUCCACGGUUCUCAGCUAAGGAGUCAAAAGGAGCCACCCUGAAAAGCAGCAACCUGAGGCCUGCACUGGACUUGCUCCUGAGUGCAAAGAAGGGAUACAGGCUGUUGUUCUUGGUUCUGAAAUAAAUAAA